GGUGCGCGUCCCAGGCCGCGUGCGCAUCGAAGCGGCGCCGGCAGUCGGCGCAGAUGAAGGACACGGGGCCCGCGAACAGGCUCGGGAUUGUGCUGUGGAGGAGGGGCGAGGGCGGGUCCGCGUCGCUGUGGAGUACGGGCGAGGGCGGGUCGGUGUCGCUGUGCAGCACCGGCGAGGGCGGGUCGGCGGUGUCGUCGUCGCUCAUGCUGGAGAACCAGAGGUGAUGAGAGCAAUUAGAGAGUGAUGAUGAUAGGCGUGGGACUUCAUGUG
Messenger RNA from Cutaneotrichosporon oleaginosum, 270 nucleotides. RefSeq lists its product as uncharacterized. The record is from RefSeq and is a predicted model, not a curated record. NCBI's taxonomy places the organism in Eukaryota, Fungi, Basidiomycota, Tremellomycetes, Trichosporonales, Trichosporonaceae.